Messenger RNA from Schizosaccharomyces cryophilus OY26, 1074 nucleotides. RefSeq names its product 40S ribosomal protein S6. The coding region runs from base 45 to 764 and encodes 239 amino acids. The transcript has a single exon. Gene Ontology annotation, cellular component: ribosome. Gene Ontology annotation, biological process: translation. Gene Ontology annotation, molecular function: structural constituent of ribosome. The record is from RefSeq and is a predicted model, not a curated record. NCBI's taxonomy places the organism in Eukaryota, Fungi, Ascomycota, Schizosaccharomycetes, Schizosaccharomycetales, Schizosaccharomycetaceae.
AAGCAACAGAAAGUUGCAACAGCAGGAAUUCUCCAACCGCCACGAUGAAGCUGAACAUUUCCUACCCGGCGAACGGUACUCAAAAGCUAAUUGAGAUCGACGAUGACCGUCGUCUCCGUGUUUUCAUGGACAAGAGAAUGGGCCAAGAAGUUCCCGCUGACUCUGUAGGACCCGAAUUUGCUGGCUACGUCUUCAAGAUCACUGGUGGUAAUGACAAGCAAGGUUUCCCCAUGUUCCAAGGUGUCUUGCUUCCUCACCGUGUUCGUCUUUUGCUUCGUGCUGGUCACCCUUGCUAUCGCCCUCGUCGUGAUGGUGAGCGCAAGCGUAAGUCCGUCCGUGGUUGCAUCGUCAACCAAGACUUGUCUGUCCUUGCUGUUGCCAUUGUUAAGCAAGGUGAGCAAGACAUUCCCGGCUUGACCGACGUUACUGUUCCCAAGCGUCUUGGACCUAAGCGUGCUUCUAAGAUUCGCCGUUUCUUCAACUUGAACAAGGAAGACGAUGUUCGCCAAUUCGUUAUUCGUCGUGAGGUUCAACCCAAGAAGGAAGGUAAGAAGCCUUACACCAAGGCUCCCAAGAUUCAACGUCUUGUUACCCCCAGAACCCUUCAACACAAGCGUCACCGCUUCGCUCUCAAGCGUAGACAAGCUGAGAAGAACCGUGAAGAAGCUACUGAGUUUGCUCAAAUGAUGGCCAAGCGUGUUGCUGAGCAAAAGCAAAAGAAGGAAGUUGUUAAGGCCCGUCGUGCUUCAUCCAUGAAAAAAUAAACAACCCUGCUUUUUGUAGUAUCCUUUCAACGAGUUUUCCCUUCCUUUAGAUACAUUUUGCUUUUGGUUUUUUCUUUUCUUAAAUGGCUGUAGUCUGAGGUUAGGAGACUGCUUUUGCGGUAGGUAGAGAUCGGGAGUUUGUAGCUUUUUUUGAUGAAUUCCUUAAACCAACCUUUCUAUUGGUCUUAGCAACGGGUAGCCUAUAGUGGUAUGUAUCAUACAAUGGUAAUGGUUUACAUCUAAAUAGUAGUAGAGAACAAUGUUGAGAAGGUUCAUUUUCAACUCACUUCAUACUGUGUAUGGAAUGUCA